AUCUAGAAGGUUUUCCGCAACAAAGGAUGCUUUUCUUAGUCAAUGUUUUUCUUAUUUUUUCACUUAUUACUGUAAUAAAAAAUUUUCUUGAAUUUUUUACUCAAAUUAGUCUGUUUUCCCAGAAAAAAUCUUGUAACGGUUUUAAAUUUGAAAUCCCACCUGCUUGCUGCAAACUUCAAGCAGGCAGGUGUAUGAAACAGAAGAAGAAGAAGAAAAUAAACAAAAGCUCCAGGAUUUACAAAAUUAUUAAUUGUUUAAAGUUUUCCGGCUAUUAAAGUGUAAAUUAGUAUUAAGAUUAGGUUAUGUUUCUUUGGGAUAAUUUAUACGCAAUUAAAUUAAUUUCCUGGGAAGAAUAAUUGAAAUUCUCAGUGGAAAUGGAUGAGGAAGACACCAAUCAACCCUCUGCCUUGAGUCCCCGUGUAAUUCUCUAUGACAUUGUGCAGCAAUCCUCAAAUGCUCCAGAACAAAAUCCAGAGGCUUCCGUGGACAAUGAGAAUGUCCGGGGUAGUAGGAGACGUCAUUCAGAAUCCCGGGAGGUAUCACCUCUAUCAGAGGAAGAUUUUGUAAUGGAGAAUCUGAAGAAGCGGAAAAAGCGUGGUGCUAUGAAGCUCCCAUCGCCAACUCAAACGCAAAAAUCCGUGGAGGAAAAGAAGGAUGAGCGGGAUGACGAUGGGGUCCUGUGUCCUAUUUGCUAUGAGGAAUGGGACAUGUCCGGAUUGCACAGGUUGACAUCACUAAAGUGUGGGCACCUUUUUGGACACUCUUGCAUCAAGAGAUGGCUGAAUGAGUGCCCCUCGAAUGCCAGAGUAUGUCCUUCUUGCAAAACAAAAGCCGCCAUGCGCGAUAUGCGCUUCCUCUACGCUAAGCGCCUCCGAAUGGUGGACAAUAGCGAGAUGGAGCGUCUGAAAAUGCUCCUGGAAGAGUCUGUACGGGAGAAAACUCGCAUGCAAGCUGAAAUGUCUAUGCUACGGCAUAAGUAUGAGCAGAAAUUGAGUGAGAAUACUCGUCUGACGCGGGAGAUUGCCGCACUGAGGAACGGUAGCAAUUAUUCGGAAGAUCUUGUGCCGAAGAGACACGAAAGACUGGUAAUUCGGUCAAUGUACAAGCUCUUCCUGGAGAAGAAUAUUGAGUUGAGCAGAGAAUCUGGGUGUAGGGUUAUAGAAUUUGGCAGAAAAACAAGAUCUCUGGUGGUAUCACAGAAAUCCAAUCAGGAGUUAUUUCCGGGCUAUGGUGUAAGGUUUGUGGAUGUGGGAACGCUCAAGCCAACGACGUUUAUGCAUAUGACGAGUCGAUCGAUCAGGGAUGUGGCCUUUGACCGAGAGGGGGAAUGGCUGGCGGCAGCAUCGGCAGAUCAGGUGGUCAAAGUUUUCGAUGUGACGUCGAAACUUUGUGCAGCAACGCUGAAGUGUCCAGAUGAUGAUACUUCGAUAUCCAAGAUGAUUUGGUCGUGCUGUUUCGAUAGUUCUAGAGAGCAGUCGGUGAUUGUGGGUUGUCAGAAUGGGCGAGUAAGUCGUUUCGAUAUGCGAAGCCCGAGUAGUCCGCAGGACUUUCGAGCUCAACCCAUUGAUAGGUGCCCUGUGAUAAACAUUGUGAGCAUCCCACCUGACUUCACACUGCCUUUUGGAGGUGUACUCGUUUGUACGCUUCAGAAUCUCUGGCUUUACGAAUUAGCAGCUGACGGUAUGCCCAGUGACAUUACGUCGCUUCCCCUCGAUGGUCCCUUCGCUGCCAUGGUCUACGAUAACGUUACCAAGUACAUUCUGGUUACCCUGAAACCAAGCCAGGCCAUCAAUCGUCUUACAGCUCAGUAUAUGGUUGGAAAACUUGAUAGACAGGAUGACGCUAUCUUCUUCAAAGUCACCAACAGCUUCUCGGGUUCCACCAGCAUGCCGUCUUUGUACCGUUCAGCCCUUGUUAAUCUGGAGGACGACGCACUAGUGGCAGCCUACGUUUACAGCUCAAAGAUGCUCACCACUUGGUCAACGCGGGAUCAAGUGAAGCUACAGACCAUUUCUGUGUCGGAUCCUAUUCUGGAUCUCUGUCCUUUCACGAUAGAGGCACAAACCUACCUCGGAGCUCUGACUGACACCAAAUGUCGCUUCUACAAAAUUGAGUGACACCCAGAGAUUGUUAAUUGCACACUUAUUCCUCGGAAAAAUAUUUCUUUUGCAUCGCGCUUUACAAUGAUUGUUCUUGAGGAGGAAGCCCUUGUUAAAGACUUUUACAACAUUCAAUAAAUUAAAUUCGAGAUUGAA
Molecule: messenger RNA, 2255 nt
Organism: Phlebotomus papatasi
Lineage: Eukaryota; Metazoa; Arthropoda; Insecta; Diptera; Psychodidae
Product: E3 ubiquitin-protein ligase RFWD3
Exons: 3
Coding region: 375-2117 (580 amino acids)
Biological process (GO): protein ubiquitination; interstrand cross-link repair
Cellular component (GO): nucleus
Molecular function (GO): protein binding; ubiquitin protein ligase activity
Source: RefSeq, a predicted model, not a curated record